AUGAGGCUGCUGCACCGCCUCCGCCACUGCCUACUCGCUCCAUGUCGCCAACGAUUGGCAACUAAUCUCUUGUUUCAUAUCUCCCCACCGGCUCCACCUAUAUACAUAGAGACUAUAUUAAUUAUAGAUACAGGUACUAGAGAAAAGUACAUAAGUAUUGGUGUUCCACUUUACCAAGCGGCAAUCAGAGGAGAUUGGAAGGCUGCUGAAUCCAUCCUUAAAAGAAACGGAGAUCUGAUACGUUUUGCAAUCACUGAAAACGAGGAAACGCUGCUUCAUGUUGAAGCAUCAGCAGAAAGCACCAAGGGUGUGGAAGAUUUUGUGAUAAAUCUCGUAAAUUUGAUGGAGAAAAAGGAUCUGGAGUUACAGAAUAGAAGCUACAAUACUGCCCUGAAUUUAGCAGCAAUGGCGGGUAAUGAAAAAGCCGCGAGGAUAAUGGUGGAAAAGCAUCCUACAUUGAUGGAUAUCCCUGGUAAGAGGGGAGAGAUGCCACUCUACAUGGCUGCUUUAUAUGGAAAGCCUGCCAUGGUGAGGUAUCUUUAUGGUAUCUCUAACAAAAUGUCGGGCGAUUUUUGGUCACAUGAGAGUCGGGGAUGGGUCCUACAAAGAUGUGUUGAAGCUGGAAUCUUCGAUGUUGCUCUGAAGAUAGUGAAUGAUCGCCCAGAACUCAUUCUCAAAAGGGUAUUGCUUAAUAAAGUUUUAUUAGCUUUGGCUGAGACGAGAGAGGCAUUUGAUUUGAUGGAUGGAAGUAUUGUAUCCAAAAUCAACUCAAUUUUUGAAGUGCUUCAUAAGAAGGUGUGGCGCGUUGAAGACAAACACUACGCACUGGAAUUUUUAAGAGUAAUAUGGGGAAGAAUUGCCAGAAUGCCUAGGAGUGUAAUUGAUGAAAUACUCAAAGGGCCACAUAUUUUGAAGGAAGAUACAUUAAUAAAAGUCUACCCUUACCGAGUACUUUUUCAUGCUGCUAAAGUGGGCAACACAAAGUUUAUAGUUGAGCUCAUUCGACUAUAUCCUGAUCUAAUAUGGAAAACAGAUGACAAAAGGAAAACAAUAUUUCACUUGGCGGUCAAGCGUCGUCAUAUUGAAAUCUAUAAGUUGCUAUAUGAAAUUGGCGCUAUGAAAGAUUUAAUUACACCUAUAAAAGACAUAAAGGAUAAUAACAUGUUGCAUAUGGUCGCAAAGAGUUGUAAGCCAAACCGACUUCAAGAUGUGCCUGGACCUGCUUUACAAAUGCAACGGGAGUUAUUAUGGUUCAAGGAGAUAGAGCAAAUGAUCGAUCCCACCUGA
Messenger RNA from Helianthus annuus (common sunflower), 1287 nucleotides. RefSeq lists its product as uncharacterized. Gene Ontology annotation, molecular function: protein binding. Lineage: Eukaryota; Viridiplantae; Streptophyta; Magnoliopsida; Asterales; Asteraceae. The transcript has 5 exons. The coding region runs from base 1 to 1287 and encodes 428 amino acids. The record is from RefSeq and is a predicted model, not a curated record.